This is a messenger RNA of Eimeria tenella, 663 nucleotides long. RefSeq lists its product as uncharacterized. The record is from RefSeq and is a predicted model, not a curated record. Lineage: Eukaryota; Apicomplexa; Conoidasida; Eucoccidiorida; Eimeriidae. The transcript has a single exon. The coding region runs from base 1 to 663 and encodes 220 amino acids.
AUGAUCAGCGAAAACCCGCUGACUGCUGCAAAUCUUGAUAUCAUAGGCGCGUUAGCUCCUACGCUCAUUCCUCCGAUGACUAAGCUCUUCCGGCAACUCUGCGACAGAGCGCAGAACCACAUACGGAAAGCAAAAUGGCAGCAGGAAUAUUACGCAGACAAAAAGCGCCGAGCUGUGGAGUAUGCAGUCGGCGACAAGGUUUGGCUCAGCAGCAAGCAUAUACCGGGUUCAUCUAGCUGCCCUAACUUCAAGCCCUGUUACCGAGGACCCUUUGAAAUCACUGGACGAAUAGGCACCGUUGCUUGCCGUCUUGCUUUACCUCCCACCUAUGAAUGCCACAACGUUUUCCCUGUUUCGCAGCUAGUUCCCCACCGCCCCCGCCCUCCAGACUUGGUUCCCCAGGAAGCCGACACCACCUGGCCCCCUAUCCGCGAUGCAGCAGGCAGUCCGACAGAGGAGUAUGAGGUCGAUUAUAUUACGAACCAACGCGGCUCAGGCGCUGACGCCCAGAGCCUCGUCAAAUCGCGCGGCACCCGCGAAGAUCAAGCCACGUGGAAGCCCGCAAACCACCUAACGGGAUCUCAGGCUUUGUUCCGCGCUUGGCACCGCCGUCAAAGAAGACAUCUUCAAGCUCGAUACAAUCUUGCUCCUUCCGAGGCGUAG